Molecule: messenger RNA, 3008 nt
Organism: Alosa alosa (allis shad)
Lineage: Eukaryota; Metazoa; Chordata; Actinopteri; Clupeiformes; Clupeidae
Product: rho GTPase-activating protein 26-like
Exons: 24
Coding region: 555-2939 (794 amino acids)
Biological process (GO): signal transduction
Cellular component (GO): cytoplasm
Molecular function (GO): protein binding; GTPase activator activity
Source: RefSeq, a predicted model, not a curated record
UCCCCUCUCAAACCGCUCUGUCAUGCUGGAAGGCCAUUGGUCGGAGUCUGGAUCAAUCACACGAUAAUCUGGUUCAGGGUAGGUUGGUACAGGCGCCAGCGCUGAAGAAAGAGCUCUACGUUUUAAACGCCCAGGGAGGAUUCCGCAAUUACCGCGUUUCGCUUUUCCCCCUUCUUCUUCCUCCCCGUGCCUGGACAAUAUGACGUUGUCAUGAGGAAUGCAGUAGUUUACCUACAAUCGUGGACAGCCUGGACAUAAACAUCCACUAAGCACUUUUGCCACAGAGUGGCAUCGACUUCGCUUUCUCCCGAUUUGAAAUUCUGCGAUGCGGUUUGGAAUUUUUCCUUUUUUCUAAUAGCAGCCAGAUCCUCGUUCGCUAAACAGUGGAUGUUUUAGAGUGCUUCUGAGUAUGUAGAGUGCACAUUGCUAAGUUAAAAAAAUACAUAUACUUUUACCAUUUGGCCCUGUGCUUCUGCUGGUGGGGAGAGCAUCAUCAGCCAAAGGUUUCUAUCUACUUCGAAGACUUUGUUGUGGCUUUUGGACAGCGCGCAGACAUGGGAUUGCCUGCUCUGGAGUUCAGCGACUGCUAUCUGGACAGUCCACAGUUCCGAGACAGGCUUAAGUCUCACGAACUGGAACUGGACAAGACCAAUAAGUUUAUCAAGGAGCUGAUCAAGGAUGGAAAGGCGUUAAUCCAGGCACUGAAAAAUCUGUCCACGGCCAAGAGGAAAUUCGCAGAGUCUCUCAAUGAGUUCAAGUUCCAGUGCAUCGGAGACGCUGAGACGGAUGAUGAAAUCUGUAUUGCCAAGUCGUUACAGGAGUUUGCUGGAGUGUUACAAAACCUGGAAGAUGAAAGGACUCGCAUGAUUGAGAACGCCAGUGAUGUGCUGAUCAUGCCACUGGAGAGGUUCCGCAAGGAGCAGAUCAGUGCUGCUAAGGAGGCCAAGAAGAAGUAUGACAAAGAGACAGAGAAGUACUGUGCUGUGCUGGAGAAGCACCUCAGCCUGUCGGCUAAGAAGAAGGAGGCCCACCUGCAUGAGGCGGAUAACCAGGUGGACCAUGUGAGGCAGCACUUCUAUGAGGUGUCUCUGGAGUACGUGUUCAAGGUACAAGAGGUGCAGGAACGGAAGAUGUUUGAGUUUGUGGAACCGUUGCUGGCGUUCCUCCAGGGCCUGUUCACUUAUUACCACCAUGGCUAUGAGCUGGCCAAAGACUUCAACCACUUCAAAACCAACCUGACCAUCAGCAUCCAGAAUACGCGGAACCGAUUCGAGAGCACGCGUUCUGAGGUGGAGGGCUUGAUGAGGAAGAUGAAGGAGAACCCGCACGAGCACAAGAGCAUCAGUCAGCACACCAUGGAGGGCUACCUAUUCGUGCAGGAGAAACGCUCGUUCGUGUCCACCUGGGUGAAGUACUACUGCACGUACCACCGUGAGCCCAAGCGUAUAACUAUGGUGUUAUUUGACCAAAAGUCUGGUGGGAAAAUAGGAGAGGAGGAGAGUUUCGUCCUGAAGUCGUGCAUACGGAGGAAAACAGACUCCAUUGAGAAGCGCUUCUGUUUUGACGUGGAGGCUGUCGACCGGCCUGGUGUGAUCACCAUGCAGGCUCUUUCAGAGGAAGAUCGCAGGUUAUGGAUGGAGGCCAUGGAUGGUCGAGAACCAGUGUACAAUAUGAAUAAGGACAGUCAAAAUGAAGCCAUGGCUCAGUUGGAUGUCACCGGUUUCAACGUGGUGAAGAAGUUCAUCUAUGCAGUUGAAACCAGAGGCAUUGAGGACCAGGGCCUGUACCGGAUCGUGGGUGUGAACUCCCGAGUGCAAAAGCUGCUGGGUCUCGCCAUGGAUCCUAAAACAUGUGCUGAUGUAGAACUGGACAGCACAGAGUGGGAGAUCAAGACCAUUACCAGCGCCAUCAAGCAUUACCUCAGGGUGCUACCUGCACCCCUCAUGACCUAUCAGUACCAGAGAAGCUUCAUCAAAGCUGCCAAGCUGGACAACCCGGAGGCGCGCGUGGCCGAGAUCCACAGCCUGGUCCAUCGGCUGCCUGAGAAGAAUCGGCAGAUGCUCGAGCUGCUUAUGAAACAUUUGGCAAACGUGGCCAAUCAUCACCAGCAGAACCUGAUGACAGUGGCCAAUCUGGGCGUGGUGUUUGGCCCCACUCUGCUCCGCCCCCAGGAAGAGACGGUGGCGGCCAUCAUGGACAUCAAGUUCCAGAAUAUCGUGGUGGAGAUUCUCAUCGAGAACCAUGAGAAGAUCUUCAGAGAGUCGCCGGCCGGUGGAGGAGGAGGUUCGGCCAACAGCAACGACCUCGCCGUGAGGAGGCGCAGCACGGAGAGCAAAGCGCCGUCCUGCAGCGAGAGGCCACUCACGCUGUUCCACACACCCAGCAACGCGCAGGAGAGAGCAGAGAAGAGAUCAAGUGUGGUGCUCAACUCGGACACCCUCAGCACCCCUCCGUUGGCCAACUGCAACAGCUCUCACCCCGGGUCCCUCACCAUCGCUCACCCGAGCUCGCACGCGGCCACACACACGCCCGUCUGGACCCGCCUCAACAGCCUCCCCACAGGAGACAUGGACCUCGACGGUGUCCUGCUGAUGAGACAGAACCGGCCCAACUCAUUGUUUAAUUCCAAGAGCCGUUCAAGUGUUCCAACAAGUCCGGUAUCUCCUAGCCCCACCUCUCCUCGCUCUCCCUCCUGGCCGAUGUUCUCUGCCCCUUCCAGUCCUCAGCCCGCCUCCUCAUCUGCAGACUCCUCCCCUCUCAGCGUACAGCGAAAGGCACGAGCCCUCUACGCGUGCAAGGCAGAGCAUGAUUCAGAACUCUCCUUCAUCGCAGGGACCAUUUUUGAGAAUGUCCAUCGUUCACGGGAGCCCGGCUGGCUCGAGGGGACGCUGGACGGACGGACGGGGCUGAUCCCGGAGAACUACGUGGAGUUCCUGUAGCCAUGGAAACCAAGAGGAUGGCAUUGCACUGCACGCCCCCACAGCGUAGGCUGGAGAGGAUCCAUCCUG